AUGACUGGUCCUCGUGAUUUAAACAUUCAAAUUGAGAGUUUAGUAACUAGGCUUCGAAGAAGACAGGUGGUUGGAUCUUUUUCCGUGUCUCUAGAAACGGCCUUGCUUCUGAGACAAGUGGUAUCGAAUACUAGGUGGAGGGAAGUCGAAUACUUGAUAAAACUGGUCAAAGAUGUUGGCAAUAAACUUGUUCUAGCUCAACCGCGCGAACUUGCUGUUGGAAAUAUAGUUCGUCGUGUUUUAAGAUUAAUUCGAGAUUGUUGCAAUUCCGAUGGGGAUGACAAUUUUAGUAUCAGCGAUAGUCCCGUUUCUGGCAUUGAGAAUGACGAAUUAAAUGACGAAGACGAUGAAUUUGAGGAGGAAGAAAGGCCUAAACGGUCGUACGCCCAACGUCAAUUAAGUUUCUAUGAUGGUGGAUCAGGAUCGAGAUUUUUUGGAUCGAGUUCUUCAAUGAUCAAUUUAUUGGGUGAUAAUACAAUUCCUGGAAAGAAAAAUUCAUUGGAUUAUGAGAAGGCCAUGGAACAUAUACACUCAAAUGAAAUAAUAAUGACGAUUGGAAAGUCUAAAACAGUUGAAACAUUCUUGAAAACUGCGGCUAAAAAAUUAAAAUUUCAAGUAGUGGUCGCUGAAACUUCACCAACCUAUAGUGGUCAUGAAAUGGCUUUGUCGCUUUCUCAAGCUGGUAUCGAUACAACAGUGAUUACGGAUUCAGCUAUAUUUGCUGUCAUGUCAAGAGUAAAUAAAGUUAUAUUAGGAAUUCAUGCCGUCCUGGCAAAUGGCGGGCUUAUAGCCGUAAGUGGCACACAAAUGGUCGCAGCCGCCGCAAAAUAUCAUUCAACCCCUGUAGUUGUUUGUACUGGACUGUACAAAUUAUCCCCUUUAUAUCCAUACGACGAAGACUCGUUUAACGAUUUAGCAGCACCAGACUCGGUAUUGAAUUUUGAUCAAGGUGAGUUGGUAGAUAAUGUCACCCUAUUGAAUCCCUAUUAUGAUUAUGUUAAGCCAGAACACGUCAAUUUAUUUAUUACAAAUACUGGAGGUCAUCCUCCUUCCUAUUUAUAUCGUCUAAUCAACGAAAAUUACGAUCCCGAGGAUACUUACUGUAAACCAUACUAUCAAAAUUACGAGUUCGAGUCCUAUAUAUUUAACGAAAAUAAUCCUAGAAAUGAUAUUAGUGUUAGUGAAAGUGAAAGCGAGUCUGAUUCGUGCGAUUCUGACGAUUUGAAAAACACGCUUGAUAUUUCAUUUGAUGAAUUUAUCCAAGCUGAAA
Messenger RNA from Ambispora gerdemannii, 1270 nucleotides. The record is from the annotation of a GenBank genome assembly. NCBI's taxonomy places the organism in Eukaryota, Fungi, Glomeromycota, Glomeromycetes, Archaeosporales, Ambisporaceae.